Molecule: messenger RNA, 2421 nt
Organism: Scomber japonicus (chub mackerel)
Lineage: Eukaryota; Metazoa; Chordata; Actinopteri; Scombriformes; Scombridae
Gene: p3h3
Product: prolyl 3-hydroxylase 3
Exons: 16
Coding region: 1-2193 (730 amino acids)
Biological process (GO): collagen metabolic process
Cellular component (GO): endoplasmic reticulum
Molecular function (GO): iron ion binding; protein binding; procollagen-proline 3-dioxygenase activity
Source: RefSeq, a predicted model, not a curated record
AUGGCGCUCCUCUCCAGCUACUCCUCUGUAUACGUGGCGUUUCAUAUCUUUAUCUUAGCAUUAUUUAAUUUAACCUCAGUCAACCAGGUUGGCGGCAGCGUCGUGUCACUGCUGCAGCCGUAUGAUUUCUUGUAUUAUAAAGGGGUCCGUUCAUACUUUAAUGGGGAGUGGGCUAAGUCUGCGGAGCUGCUGGAAAAGUCCAUCGUAACCAAGGAAUCACUGCUUAAAAUACGCAGGCAGUGUUAUGAUGACUGUGUAGCAGCAGGACUGGAUGCAUACAGUAAAUUGGACACUGCAAAGGGGAGUCUGUGGGACCUGUGGGCCUUGGAUUGGGUGCAGCAGAAGGCUGAGUGCUUGAGAUUCUGUAUUGGACGCUCUGUCACCCCUGUUGGACAGCUUCCUGUCUCUGCAGACAUUGAGUAUGAGUUCAGCAGUCGCAACCCCUACAACUUUCUUCAGGUCACAUACUACAAGUUGGAGAAGUUGCAGAGGGCGGCAUCAGCAGCUCAAACCUAUUUUGUGGCCAACCCCAGUCACCUGGAGAUGAGAAACAACAUUGAGAAGUACAGAAGGAUGCAAGGAGUGACAGACGAUGACUUCCAGGACAGAGAGCUUGAGAAUGAGAAACACUGGGUCCUGUAUGAUUCUGCAAUGCAGUAUGAGGCCUCCUCUGACUGGGUGCAAGCAGCAGAGAAAUGGAGAGCAUGUGUGAAUGAAACACUGCGGCAGACAGAGGAGUGCAGGGCACAGUGUGUGGUGGCCUCCCAGCGGCUGCCUGAGGACAGAGGAGUGGACAGCGUUAGUGGCGUGUUUGAGAAAGCUGCAGCUCUUUCUCUCUCGCUGCUCUCGUGCCAGCAGUCCUGUGUCACUCAGGUCGCCACACGUCCCGGAAGGAUUUCUGCUCAGGAGGAAUUGUUGCCCACACAGCUGGAGCAUCUGCACAUUGUCCAGUUUAAAGCUGGAGAUAUUAGUGGAGCAGUGAAGACACUUCGCUCACUGCUCCUGUUUUAUCCCUCUGACAAGGACAACAUAGACAACCUGCAGCUCUACUAUGAGACACUAGGAGGAGACACAGAGUCACAAGGCACACAGCCUGAUCAGGAGAUUGUCAGAUAUGUUAAUCGGUCUUUGCAGGAGAAAAAGCUUCUCUACUUUGGUAUGGAGAGCUUAGAGUUCAGUUUCAUCGACCCAGAUCUUUGGACUCCGGAAGAUGUUGUUCCUGAAUCACUCAGGGAGGUCUGGAGAGUUGAGAAAGACAAAAUGCAAGAAAAAAUGAAAGAGGGAGAGCUGCUGGAGGAAGUGGAUGACAGUGGGUUUUUUGCAGGUGGACCGAUCCGUGAGGUGGGGGUGACCAUCGCCAUGGACGACGAGGUUCUGAAUGGGACCAAUCGCGUUGUACUCGACGGAGUCAUGACAGAGAAGGAGUGUGACAGAAUAAUGAAGUUAGCAACAGCUGCAGCAUCUGCUGGAGAUGGUUAUCGGGGACGACGGUCUCCACACACACCUCAUGAGACGUUUGAGGGCCUGACCGUCCUCAGGGCUUUAAAGUUGUCUCAGGAUGGCAUGGUGAACCAAUCAGACGCCAGGCUGUUACAUGAGCUGGGCGAAAGAGUGAGAGUCCUGCUUCAUUCCUACUUCAGGAGCCCCUCAGGACUCUUUGUCUCUUUCACACACCUGGUCUGCCGCAGUGCUAUCGCAGGGGACCAGGAAGGCCGGUUGGACCUGUCUCAUCCUGUCCAUGUUGACAACUGUCUCCUUGAGCCAGAAACCAACCAGUGUUGGAAGGAACCUCCAGCCUUUAUACACAGAGACCUCAGUGCGAUUCUCUAUCUGAAUGACAACUUUGAUGGUGGAGAGUUGUUCUUCACGAGCAGGGAUGCCAAAACAGUAACAGCUCGAGUAAAACCCACCUGUGGCCGAGUAGCAGGCUUUUCCUCAGGUCCAAUUAACCCCCAUGGUGUCACUGCAGUGACAAGAGGCCGGAGGUGCGCACUGGCCCUCUGGUUCACCAAGGAGAAGCUGUACAGAGACAUGGAGCGAGAAGAGGCGGAAGCCAUGUGGGCUGCAGACGGACAGAGUGUGGUGAAAGCGGACGAGGAGAAGGCGGACAAGAGCGGCAAGGCUCGAAGCCAAGCAUCAAAGGAGAAGAGCAGAGCGAGAGGGAGGGUGACAGGAGGCAAAGAUGAGCUGUGAGAGCCUGAGCAAACCCAAAACCUAGACUCAACCAACCAAACUGGAAUACAUUUUCAUCUACGUCAACUCAAGUGAAGCAUGACCGACCUCCCUACCCAUUACACCAACCACAAACUCCUCUCUGUUUUUACAUGACUUUCCAGUUGGUCACACUCUUAACUUAAUGCCUUAACACUUCAUCCAUCUUUUUUUUUUUUGUAAAACAGCUUGCAUGAGUUUGUAUAUAUU